Molecule: messenger RNA, 795 nt
Organism: Fimicolochytrium jonesii
Lineage: Eukaryota; Fungi; Chytridiomycota; Chytridiomycetes; Spizellomycetales; Powellomycetaceae
Product: rossman fold oxidoreductase
Exons: 1
Coding region: 1-795 (264 amino acids)
Source: RefSeq, a predicted model, not a curated record
AUGUCCGUCGCGGUCAUCCAUGGUGCCAGCCGAGGCAUUGGCCUCGCCCUCGCUUCCCAGUUCCUCCGCCGAACCAACUUCGACGUCGUAACCACAGGGCGGAGCUCACUACCACCGCUGCCGGACUCCAACGGGCGCCAUAUGCAUAUCGAAACAGACCUCGCAAACGAUCAAUCAGUCGCGCGUGCCGCCAAAUCCGUGGCGGAUAAAUAUGGCAAAGUAUGCAUCCGUGCAUUGGUGUGCACGGCCGGGUACUUGAAGCCAGAGAAGACUAUUACGGCGAUCGACGUGGAGGAAGCGGAGAAACAUUUCAAGAUCAACGCGAUCGCGCCUAUGCUCGUUGGGAAGCACUUUUCACCCUUGAUCCAGUUUCCAAAACGUGGUGGGACUUUGGGAGGGAAUUCUGCAUCGCUGGGGAAAUCAGCUCCUGCAAGUGGAAAGGACGAUGAACCGUUCAACCUGCCCAUCUGGGCGCACAUCUCUGCGCGUACGGGCUCUAUAGGAGAUAAUCGGCUGGGUGGAUGGUAUUCAUACCGCAUGAGCAAAGCGGCCAUCAACCAAUUGACGAGGACGCUGGCUGUCGAGCUCGGUCGCAAAGGAGCCGUGGUAGUAUCGCUGCACCCAGGCACGGUUCGAACAGAGCUGUCGCGGAAGUACAUCACGCACUUGGCGGAAGGCCACCAAUUGUUCGAUCCUGACCAGGCGGCGGAGAAGUUAUUUGACGUCAUGGCGGGAUUGGGCGAGGCUGAGAAUGGGAGGUUCUUUGAUUACGCACGGAAGGAAAUUGUUUGGUGA